Messenger RNA from Sphaerulina musiva SO2202, 1647 nucleotides. RefSeq lists its product as uncharacterized. The coding region runs from base 1 to 1647 and encodes 548 amino acids. Lineage: Eukaryota; Fungi; Ascomycota; Dothideomycetes; Mycosphaerellales; Mycosphaerellaceae. The transcript is spliced from 2 exons. The record is from RefSeq and is a predicted model, not a curated record.
AUGUGCAGUACCAGCCUGGGCCCUGCGAUCGCUACUCCUCAGCCCCGUCGACAUAUUAUUAUUAUUUCCACCACCACCACCACCACCACCACCACCAACCACUCUGCUCACGCCCUACUCGUUGCUGUUCCCUUCAGCAACACCGUUUUCCUCCACCCACCGACGCCCUCUCUCCCUCCUGCUCUCUCACACCCGCCCACCUACCCACACGCCGUCGUCUACAGCGGGCCACGACGGCCACGAGGAGGCGGACCCGACGCGAUCGCGUGGGACGAAGCGGAGCGGCCGCGAGAGGAGGACUGCGAUAUGCCCUCGGACUUGCGGCCAGAGCGUUCACGGCCCAAGAGCUACCAGCACCAACCGCUGCUGGCAGGAGACAAGCGGACGAGCCAUGACAGCCCGACACGACCUGCCGGUCUGGCAGCUCGCCGGUCAUCGCAUUUCCGGGAGAGGGAUCCGGAGGUUGUCGAAGCUGUAGAUGACACCAGACGAAGGUAUACGUAUGCUGCGGCAUUCCUGCUCCUGAGUCUGGUCAGCUUCGCAGUUCAGACGGAGACCGCAGUCUAUAUCCAACAUGACCUGCAUUGGAACAAGGCGUAUUGCAUGCUCUAUUUCACGCAUGGGUCCUGGUCAGUGCUGUGGUUUGUCCAGCUUGCCAUCCUCCGUAUGCACAAGUGGUCACAGCCGUGGGACUCAUUUUGGAGGAGACACGUGGCCAUCAUCACAUCCACGGCACAGAUGGUGGAGCAUCGAACGCUAAACGUUCCUCUUCAUCUGCAGAAGAAAUCUCCGUGGCCGUAUUUUGCGAGAACGACGGCAUAUGUGACGUGUGCUCUGACUGUGGCAGGGGCCAGCUGGUACAUUGCCGUGGACAUGACAACAGCCUCUGAUCUGACUGCCAUCUAUAACUGCUCCGCAUUUUUCGCAUACGCUUUUGCUAUUCCACUGCUAGGCGACAGAUUGCAAUGCAACAAGAUUGCAUCCGUCGUGCUGGCGAUCAUCGGUGUCCUUGUAGUUGCGUAUGGAGACCAGGCACACCCUAAGCACGGUAGCAAGUCAGGAGGAGGUGCCGGAGGACCUUCUGCGCCAGACAGCGCGGCAGCAAGCAGUCGCACUCUGGGGAAUCUCGUCAUUGGGGUCGGUAGUGUGCUCUACGGCUUCUAUGAGGUCUUGUACAAGCGAGUGGCGUGUCCACCAAAUGGAUGCUCGCCGACUCGUGGCAUGCUGUUUGCCAACACGUUUGGCAGCAUGAUUGGACUCUUCACCUUGACCGUACUCUGGAUCCCACUUCCUAUUCUACACUAUACCGGGAUCGAGACGUUCGAGCUCCCGAGUGGUGAGGCGGCCUGGAUGCUGGCCAUUUCAGUGCUAUCGAAUGCCACUUUCAGUGGCUCAUUCCUGGUCUUGAUCUCCCUUACGUCGCCCGUGCUGAGCUCCGUGGCGGCUUUGCUGACGAUAUUCCUCGUCGCUCUCUGCGAUGAGUUACUUCCUCCGCCGCUGUACAGCCCCUUGACUUCGGCUGCCAUUACGGGCGGAUUGCUCAUUAUUGCCGCCUUUCUCCUAUUGAGCUGGUUCACUUACAAGGAGAUGGAGGAGGAAAUGCAUAAGAAUGCCGAGGAAGUAGAAUCCGACGUCGAAGACUUAUAG